Messenger RNA from Heterobasidion irregulare TC 32-1, 1005 nucleotides. RefSeq lists its product as uncharacterized. The transcript is spliced from 7 exons. Lineage: Eukaryota; Fungi; Basidiomycota; Agaricomycetes; Russulales; Bondarzewiaceae. Bases 1 to 1005 code for a protein of 334 amino acids. The record is from RefSeq and is a predicted model, not a curated record.
AUGCCAGACAAGCUGUUGGUGGAAACGGAUCCCACCCUUCCCUUACGACCUCUACUACACCCUGCUGAGCAUAUCGACUGCGUCGAUUGUGCAAGUAUGUCGGCGACUGGGUCGUCUGUUCCUGCUGUUUCCUCAGACUUUUCCCCUGAAAUCAUACAAGUUAUCGCUACGGUUGCAUCACAGAGUGCUUUUUUCGGAAUCUUUGUUGUCAUUAUGUUGUUUUCAACAUACUUUUUGUGCUGCAAGGGCUUUGAGACCAAAGCCAAUGUCAUGAUGUUGUCUGUGACAACCAUCAUGUUUGCAACGUCAACCACCUAUUGGGCUUUCACUUUGACUAUCUCAGUUAUGUCUGUACAAGCUUUGUAUCAUCCUGACAAGAUCACAUUACAAGAAGGUGAAUUCAUUGGUGGUCUGUACAUCGCGCAAAUGUAUCUUCCCAUGAUAAACUAUGUUCUCAGCGACACUGUUGUCGCUUGGAGAGCCUGGGUUCUUUGGCAGCACAAUACAAGGAUCUCCAUAAUCCCAUUCGUCCCGCUUUUGGGCUCACUUGGUACGCCCAGAGGAGGCCUAUUCAAUAGGCUUGCUGUAUACAAAGUCAAGGGUUUCAAGUCUCAAGCUACGGACAGUCUCUUUGCAGCUUGGGUCCUGUCUCUUGCAACGAAUGUGGCAGCAACAAUUCUAAUUGCCUGCAAAGCUUGGCGGCACCGGCGAAUGAUCAAGUCUUAUCUCGCUCACGGAGGUUUAAGACGAACGCAGAUGGAAAAGAUCUUUGCCCUUCUGAUUGAGUCUGGCGCACUCUAUUGCGUGUUAUGGGUUCUACUUAUCACAACUCGAUUUAGCGUCGUCUCUGCUCCUGAGUGUGAGCUUAUACAGGACGCUUCAGUUCAAAUCGCUGUGAGACAAAUUAUUUGUUCAUCUACCGAGUCCAUACCCUCAAGUCUACUAGGGUAUCUACCCUACAGUCAUUGUCGUCCUAGUGACUCUUCAGAAAACGGCAUGGGAUAA